AUGAAUGGUCUGCAGACUUUGGGUGAUGUGACUGCAGAGAUUUUUAGAUUGUCCCCAGAGGGAAAUACUGUACAGAAAAGACAGCGUUUGAGGAUGGAGGAUGAAGCCCCGGGGGCCGCCUUGAAGCCGCUGGUGUUCCGAGUGGACAAGAGCACACCUGGGGUUGUACAGAGUGUCCUCCUGGAGCGUGGGUGGGACAAAUUUGACGAGCAAUGUCAGGAUGUGGAGGACUGGAAUCUGUACUGGAGGUCGUCCUCCUUCCGGAUGGCAGAGUAUGUGAAUAUCAAGCCCUGGCAGAGGCUCAACCAUCACCCAGGGACAACCAGUCUCACCAGGAAGGACUGCCUGGCCAAACACCUGGCACACAUGAGGAGGCUCUACGGUGAGUCGAUCUAUGAGUUCACACCCUUGACGUUCAUCAUGCCCAGUGACUACACCAAGUUUGUGGCCAAGUACUUCAAGGAGAAGCAGGACUUGGGUACCAAGCCGAGCUACUGGAUCUGCAAGCCAGCAAAGCUGUCCCAAGGGAGGGGGAUAAUCAUUUUCAGUGACAUCCGGGACCUCAUGUUCAAGGACGCGUAUGUAGUACAGAAGUACAUUUGUAACCCCUUGCUCGUGGGUAGGUACAAGUGUGACCUCCGCAUCUAUGUCUGUGUCACUGGCUUCAAGCCUUUGACCAUUUACAUGUACCAGGAAGGGCUGGUGCGAUUUGCCACGGAGAAGUUUGACCUCAGUAAUUUGGAAGAUGAUUAUUCCCAUUUGACCAACAGCAGCAUCAACAAAUUGGGGGCCUCGUAUGAGAAGAUCAAAGAGGUGGUGGGUCAAGGCUGCAAGUGGACCCUCAGCAGGUUCUUCUCUUACCUUCGGAACUGGGAUGUGGACGACCUGCUGUUGAGGCGGAAGAUCAACCACAUGGUGAUUCUCACUGUCCUGGCCAUGGCUCCAUCAGUCCCCGUUGCCAACAACUGCUUCGAGCUUUUUGGGUUUGACAUCCUCAUUGAUGACAACCUGAAGCCGUGGCUCUUGGAAGUCAACUACAGCCCUGCUUUGAGCUUGGAGUGUUCCACGGACGUCUCUGUCAAGAGAAGCCUCGUCCAUGAUAUUAUUGAGCUGUUAUACUUAAACGGCCUCAGGAGUGAGGAGAAAAAGUGUGGGAGAACUUCUCAGGGAAACGCCAUGGUCUCCCAGGCCGGGAGAAGUCAGCAAAAGCUCUGUGCUGCCCCUGCUCCCCCUUCUUAUGCUUCUCUCAUACACUUUGCAACGUGCAGUAAACGAAGCCCAGCUGCCCAGCACAUCUAUCCCAAGCACACUCGAACCUCCCAGCUCAGAGAAAUGCUGUGCAGGCAGAACAAACUUCUGACAAGAGAGGCAGCCAAAAGCAAGCCAAGGCUCAAGGCUUGGCAUUCGCCUCGAAAGAUGCUCUCCCUAUAUGCGUCUCAGUCACAGCCCCGUAAGACGAAGGGACCCACGGGCAUCCUCCCGGAAGCUGGAAACGCGCCAAACAACCAUGCGGGCAACUUUGUUCUUAUCUUCCCUUUCAACAAGGCUACUUUUCGUGCCUCCAGAAAUGGGUUAAAUGUCAAAAGAAUAAUUCAAGAGCUCCAGAAACUAAUGAAUAAAUAA
Messenger RNA from Rattus rattus (black rat), 1623 nucleotides. It is a transcript of the gene Ttll2, whose product is annotated as tubulin tyrosine ligase like 2. The transcript has 2 exons. Gene Ontology annotation, cellular component: cilium. Gene Ontology annotation, biological process: protein polyglutamylation; microtubule cytoskeleton organization. NCBI's taxonomy places the organism in Eukaryota, Metazoa, Chordata, Mammalia, Rodentia, Muridae. Bases 1 to 1623 code for a protein of 540 amino acids. Gene Ontology annotation, molecular function: tubulin-glutamic acid ligase activity; tubulin binding. The record is from RefSeq and is a predicted model, not a curated record.